This is a messenger RNA of Labeo rohita (rohu), 1242 nucleotides long. RefSeq lists its product as uncharacterized. Bases 1 to 1242 code for a protein of 413 amino acids. The transcript is spliced from 5 exons. The record is from RefSeq and is a predicted model, not a curated record. Lineage: Eukaryota; Metazoa; Chordata; Actinopteri; Cypriniformes; Cyprinidae.
AUGUCAUCACACGUUUCUCCUUCGUUUGAGUCCGUGGAGCUCAACUCCAGCAGUUCAGUGUCAGCAGAUGCUCAGCUGAUGUUGAAAAAACAAACCAAAAAGAGCAAGAAGAAAGGCGUCCGUGCAUUCUUCCAGCGAAUAGGGAAGGCUAUAAAGCGCUGCACCCUAUGUUGCUAUGGGGAUUACACAUUGCCCCCAUUUCCAUGUGACGAUCCAGCGGAUGUCCAGCCAGGUUUAUCUGGCCUUGAAUGGGCAUUGUCAAUUGAUCCAUGUCCAUCUGGUAUCGAGCUGACAGUUAACGCCGAUCCGGCUGAUCUUGACCCACCAUCUGUCUCAGAACCAUCCAGUCUUGAGGUGACACCUGACAGUAAUCCAGCUGAUCCAGAGCUAUCACAUGUCCCAGGUCCAUUCAGCCUUGAUUUAAAGUUAACACUGGAUACAGGUCUAUACAAACUAGAUGUGGAUCCAGCUGAGCCCAACCCACCGACUGUCUUGGGUCCAUCCACACCGGAUUCUGAGAUAACACCUGUCCCAGGUCCAUCUGCGUUUGGGGCAACUGUUGAACAACAAUCAAAAAAAAAGAAGAAGAAAGGCGUCUGUGGGUUCUUCCGCCGAACAUGGAGGGCUGUUAGGCGUUCUGCCCUCCGUUACCAAAGGGGCAACAAAGUGGCUCCAGAUCCAUUUGCCAUUAACCCAGUGGCUACCCGGGAUCCAGCGGACCUCCAGCCCGUUUUAUUCAGCAUCAGUUGGCCAAAACUUAAUGCUGAGCCAACAUAUCUGGAGCCAUCAUCUGUCCCAGGUCCAUCCAUACUGAAUAAUGAGCCAAUGCUUGCCCCACGCCAAUCUGGUUGUGAGCCAGCUGAUGAAAAAGAAACAAAAAUGUGGAAGAAGAAAGACAUCCAGGCAUUCUUCCAGCGAACAUGGAGGACUGUUAAGUUUUCCUUCUUGGCCCCAGAUUCAUGUCACGUUGAGCCAAUGGCUCUAUCCGCCCCCUUUUGGGUGUUAACAGCUGAUCCAGGUCCUUCUUGUUUCGAGGUGACAGUUACGGCCAACCAGGAUCCAGGUCCAUCUGGUCUUGUUGUGGAAUUGAUGUCUGUCUCAGGACCAUCCAGUCACGAGAUAAAGCCUGCCCCAAGUCCACCCAGUCUCAUGCUGACACCUGACAUGAGUCUGGAUGUUCCUGAGACAAAACCCCUCCUAGGUUCCAGUCUUGAGCUGAUGCCUCUACAGGCUGACACGUGA